GGCGGGGCGUCGGGCUGGCGCGCGCGCAGGGCACGUAUGGCGGCGACAAUCGAUGCUUCCUGGAGAGCGGGGGCUCGGCGGAGAGCUUCUUCGUCAGUGAAGAUAUGCCGGUGGGAGCUGUCAUUGGCACCCUGCGCAUCAUCGGGGACCCGUCGGAGCGCGGCAACAUCGCGCUGCGGCUGCAGGAGCGCGACUCCCCGGCCGCCAUCGUGCCGGGCACCAAGAACAUCUCGCUCACGCGCCGCCUCGACAAGGAGGGCGUGGAGGGCCCCUCCUCCGUCUACAUCAACGUCAUCUGCGACCGACGCCGCACCGCGGACCCGGGCUUCGUGAUCCCAGUGAACAUCCGCGUGACGGACGCCAACGACAACGCGCCGCAGUUCCUGAACGCGCCCUACGUGCUCACCAUCUCCGAGGUGACGGUGGUGGGCACGCGCGUGCUGCAGGGCGUGAAGGCCGUCGACGCCGACCAGCAGGGGCCCUUCUCCACAGUACACUACUCCGUGCUGCCCGGCCCCCACUCGGACUACUUCGUGUUCGUGAACGAGCUGGAGGGCACGCUGCUGCUUCGCAAGCCGCUGGACUACGAGAAGCUGAGCAACUUCACGCUGACGAUCCGCGCGCAGGACCAGGGCGUGCCGCCGCAGCAUUCGGACACGACGCUGCAGGUGAACGUGAUGGACGCCGACGACCAGAACCCGCGCUUCUACGACGAGCGCUACACCGCGCUGCUGCCGGAGCCCCCCGUGCAGGGCGCGCGGCUGCGGGUGCGGCCUCGGGAGAUAGCGGCCUACGACCAGGACGUGGGCAUCAACGCGCCCGUCCUCUACUCCUUCAACUCGGGUGAGUACUCUUUGCUUGGUUUUGCUUUUGUAUUUGUGACUGAAGAUAGACAACCAACGUUUUAUGAUAACAUCUACUGUAUUAAUGUUAUCAUUCAAAAAUAUUCAUGA
Gryllus bimaculatus (two-spotted cricket) is the source of this 953-nucleotide messenger RNA. NCBI's taxonomy places the organism in Eukaryota, Metazoa, Arthropoda, Insecta, Orthoptera, Gryllidae. The record is from the annotation of a GenBank genome assembly.